UUGCAAUAGGCUUAUUAGGAAGCAUAUCAACGCUGGCUGACAGCAAUAUUUUUCAUUCUCUGGUUGACUCUAUUGGGGAGUAGCCUUUCGCUCUGUGAGUAAGAACUGGCCAACCUUGUCGUGUGACCCUCCCUUAAGCAUGAAGCUGUGUAAGGGUACAGUCCAGAUCAAAACCAACCACCUCUUGAUCUUUGCUGUGUGUAUGAUAGUGUGGCAGCUGCUUCAUAUUUUGUCAUGCGGUAGGCUUCGAGGUGCUGUAACCAGCAAAGUUGUGAUCGAUUUACGAGGAAGUGACCACCAGAACGCUCUCAAAUUCAUUCAAGACAAUACAGACAUUGCUGAUGAAACGGUGGAUGAAGAGGAAAGUCUGGAGAAAAUGUACAUAGAAAGAUUAACCAAGGAACGGAAGACGGACAUACCCGAGGUAAAGGUCACCCGAGCCAGUAGCUGUAGAAAGGGACUGAACCCCGAAUACCCAUGUAUUGAUACAAACUGUGCCGGGCAGGUACACACAGUGAAUCAUACCAAUCUGAAAGAAUUCAUUGAAUCUCAGUACCAUGUACCUGAGGUGUACCUUGACGCCAUAAGUAAUAUGAGGAAGCGAACGCGUCACCAUAAAGUUGUGCUGGUCAGCGCAACAUCAGAUAACCAUUUCAUGGAAUCUCUUGUGUUCUUGAAGAAUGUGCAAGAGGUCAUGUUUCCUGCCAUGGCCAACAUCGAUUUCCAUUUUGUCAUGUACGACCUCGGAAUGACCUCCGAGCAACGGAGGAAUAUGGAAAAUCUUUGUCAGUGUGAAGUCAGGGAUUUUCCUUUUGAGUCGUUUCCCAAGCGUCUUCAGCGUCUGAAGUGUUACACGUGGAAGCCCAUUAUCAUCUCGGCGAACCUACCUGUAUCUGACAUCCUUCUGUGGGCGGACGCAUCCACUCGCUUUACAAACUCAAACAUGAUGCCGCUGUUAAAGCAGAUCCAAUCCAGUGGCGUCAUAAUGGCGAAAAUACUCCGCGCCCUCGGCCAACACUUCGCUCCUUCAAUUAUGGAAUAUUACGGAGAGCGUUCGUGCCAUUUUUCACCGUAUUGGGAAUUUGAGGCUAACUUUAUUGGAUUGGCAAAUGACCGUUUUGUAAGAGAAGCCAUCAUCGGUCCGUGGUUAUCCUGUGCCUUUGCUCCGGACUGUAUGUGUCCAGAUGGUUCACACAAAAUGUUGAAGUGUAAUGUUAAGGUAAGAGAGUAUAACAAGUGUCACAGGUUUGACCAAUCAAGUCUCAAUAUUAUUCUGAUAAAAUUGUUUCAAGACAAUAUGCAGAAAAUGACAAUGCCAAAGUCACUCUUUCAUGAAAUCAAACGAGGCGACAGACUGGACAAGUAUGUUGACGUGAAAGUCACCUAACUUUUUUCUCAAACACGUUUUGAGCUGCUUUGUAUAUAUUCUCUCGCAAUGUAAAUAAAUUGUAUUAUAGUCCGAUUUA
Molecule: messenger RNA, 1466 nt
Organism: Haliotis rufescens (red abalone)
Lineage: Eukaryota; Metazoa; Mollusca; Gastropoda; Lepetellida; Haliotidae
Exons: 1
Coding region: 140-1387 (415 amino acids)
Source: RefSeq, a predicted model, not a curated record